AUGUCAAUCGUUAUCGACAGUGCCCAGCAACCGUCAAGUACGGCCACGACCGUUCCACUGAGCUCAAACUCGAGCAAAGAGCCGGACGACUCUCAUACCAGCACGCACCUCGAGCGAACUCUUGGGCAGAAAGUCGCAGCAGAUCGACGACUACGCGAAAGUCGCGCGUCGUCCGCUGUGCUCAAGCAAUGCGAGCUUCAGAGUCAAUAUUUGCACGGAAAGAACAAGAUGGUGCAGUUUAAAGGUCUUUACGUCGUCCGGGGCCCGACCGAGUCGAAACACGUGCGCUAUACGAUGGACAUUGUCGUCGCCGAGCUGCAGCUUCAAGGACGUUGUAUCCAGCGCUUUCGCAGCUUUUUUCUGCUGCGAAAGCGUCUUUUGGAAGUGCUCAAGACCUGUCGAGGUCGUCUCUUAUCUCGGAAGAGCACUUUGACGGGAGAUCCCGAUGAACCGCAAGGUUCGGCUGGUGCUGAGCUGAUUGAGCUCUUGGCCCGUCCUCGUUGCGUCCAGUGCCCCGAGUGCGAGUUAUCGUACGACGAGCUCGCUGCUGUCAAGUUCCCACGUCGGACGUUGCUGCCACCGAGUCUCCAGGACAUUCAAGCAAGGUCUCAAAUGCUCGAGACGUUCUUAGAAUACUGCGUACGGAUCGCUACGACCGUGUUGGCUUGUCAGCGCACGAAGCGGCUGUUUACUACGGCAUUGGGCAAGUUUUUAGGGGUGGAUCUACUAGCGAGUCUUGCUACGUUAAAAGAAGGGAACGACAUGUCGGAGACUCGGUCGGUUGACAGUGUCGAUACUGUUGAAGCUGGAGAGCAGCUGAACGAGGCGAACAGGUUGGACAAGUCGUGCAAAAAAGACCGUGGUCUGCCGUCGGUUUCGCAUCAAGUGGACGGAAAUCUGCAGUCGGGUGGGGACCAUGAAGGCGGUCGCCACUCGGAGCCAAACUUCUCGUUCAUCUCGCACUUGGCGAAAGACGACAAGCCACACGCAGCUAAAGUGCGCUCGAAGUCGCACUGUUAA
Molecule: messenger RNA, 1020 nt
Organism: Peronospora matthiolae
Lineage: Eukaryota; Oomycota; Peronosporomycetes; Peronosporales; Peronosporaceae
Source: the annotation of a GenBank genome assembly